This is a messenger RNA of Exaiptasia diaphana, 1296 nucleotides long. RefSeq lists its product as uncharacterized. The record is from RefSeq and is a predicted model, not a curated record. The coding region runs from base 1 to 1296 and encodes 431 amino acids. NCBI's taxonomy places the organism in Eukaryota, Metazoa, Cnidaria, Anthozoa, Actiniaria, Aiptasiidae. The transcript has 2 exons.
AUGACGAUCAACACACUAUGGACCGUGGACAGUGUUAAUGUCUUAACCCACAGUAUCCCUACGAACACAGAGGUUCAACGAUGGCCCCACCUGCAUGAUGUGAGCUUAUCGGACUUUCAGAACAAAGAAGUGAAGAUGAUCAUUGGUAGUAACGUUCCUGAAGCAUUCUGGGUGCUCGAAGAGAGAAGAGGAAAAGUUGGAGAGCCUUACGCUAUUCGSUCACCCUUAGGCUGGACUAUAUUAGGACCAACCAAGUCAUCAACAAAGGACGAGUCUCUUACGUCAAGCUUCGUUAAACUUCAAGAUGAUGAAAGGAGAGAAUCAAAGGAUGAUCUGCUGAACCAGGUUCAAAGAUUCUGGGAAAUGGACCACGUGGUUAGCACUUCUGAUAGAGUCAUGUCUCGCCAAGACAAACACGCAAUCAAGACAAUGGAAAGUUCCGUCAAGUUAAAGGAUGGACAUUACGAGGUCGCACUGCCGUGGAGACAGGAAAUUCCAUACUUGCCUGAUAAUCGAAGUCUAGCUGAGCAACGACUGAAGCUGCUAAAGAAAAGAUUUCUGGCGGACAACGAACUGUUCUUGAAGUACAAAGGGACGAUGAAUGACUACAUUGAUAAAGGACACGCCAGAAGAGUUCCAGAGAACGAAGUUGAAGUAAAGGGAAAACCAGUAUUGUAUCUUCCACAUCAUCCGGUUUUCAACCCGAACAAGCCAAACAAGACUAGAGUGGUAUUUGAUUGCUCGGCGAAGUACCGAAACACUUCAUUGAACGACCAACUCCUAAGCGGUCCAGAUCUCACAAACAGCAUUGUUGCCACCGAGAUGGACAAGGCUCUUCGAAGGGAACUCGAAAUACCCAUAGAUGAAUCCUUCUGGACUGAUUCAACAUCAGUACUUCAGUACAUCAGAAACACAACAACAAGAUUCCACACGUUUGUUGCCAACCGUCUUACAGUUAUCCACGACCACACCGAAUCGUAUCAAUGGAGAUAUGUCCCAACCAACUUAAACCCAGCGGAUGACGCAAGUAGAGGUAUUGCAGUGAAGGAUCUAUGCCACAGCAACUGGUUGCAUGGCCCAGACUUUUUAGCAGAAGACAAGGCUCUCUGGCCUGCAGAGCCUCAUGCYCUGACAUCCAACUGCUUAGACAAAGAUCCUGAAGUGAAAGCUCAUCCAGCUCAAUCCAUGACCUCGAUUAUUCAAGUUACAGAUGAUGACGCCAUCGUAAAGCUGAUAGAAGGGUAUUCGUCAUGGAAUAGGCUAAAACAAGCCGUUGCGUGGUUGCUGAAGUUAUGA